Molecule: messenger RNA, 1662 nt
Organism: Xiphophorus couchianus (Monterrey platyfish)
Lineage: Eukaryota; Metazoa; Chordata; Actinopteri; Cyprinodontiformes; Poeciliidae
Gene: tube1
Product: tubulin, epsilon 1
Exons: 12
Coding region: 121-1545 (474 amino acids)
Biological process (GO): microtubule-based process
Cellular component (GO): microtubule
Molecular function (GO): GTP binding
Source: RefSeq, a predicted model, not a curated record
CAAACACAGUGAAGGCGCGACUUAACACAGCCUUCAAAAGUCCUGUGUACACCGCUGCUUUCUCGGUGCUGAAGCAUUAACCAGUAUAGCUGGUGCUGCUGUCUCUGGUUCGCUGCUGUUAUGACUCAGUCAAUUGUUGUUCAAGUCGGGCAGUGUGGAAACCAGGUCGGUUGCAGAUUCUGGGAUCUGGCUCUGCGCGAGCACGCACACGUCAACAAGAGAGGAUUGUACGACGAGGCCCUCAGCAGCUUCUUCCGUAAUGUGGAUCCAAGGAAAAGUGGUGGUGGAGCGUGUUAUGUUGGAGGGAGGAUCCAACACCUGAAGGCUAGAGCGGUCUUGAUCGACAUGGAGGAGGGCGUGGUCCACGGGAUCCUGCAGGGCCCACUGAGGGAAGUGUUUGACAGCGCUCAGCUCCUCACGGACGUUUCGGGUUCAGGCAACAACUGGGCUGUUGGGAACCUGACGUACGGCUCGGCCUACAGGGAUUCCAUAGUGAACAAACUGAGAAAGGCAGCCGAACACUGUGACUGUCUCCAGUGCUUCUUCCUCAUUCACUCAAUGGGAGGAGGUACAGGGUCCGGUCUGGGGACCAGAGUGCUCAGCCUGCUGAAGGAGGAGUUUCCUGAUGUUUGUCGCAUUGUCACUGCCAUGUAUCCAUCAGCAGAAGAUGAUGUCAUCACUUCUCCCUAUAACAGUGUCCUUGCUAUGAGAGAGCUGACGGAGCAUGCAGAUUGUGUCCUGCCUGUUGAAAACCAGUCUCUGGUGGACAUCGUGAACAAGAUCAGUCUCAUGUCUCAUAAUGCAAAACCUGGAUGUGUGCUAAAGAAAGAAAGCACAGUCACCUCUGGACAGGGGGGGGUCAGUCCAACAGAGAGGCCAUUUGAUGCCAUGAAUAACAUAGUAGCUAACCUGCUGCUCAACAUCACCAGUUCUUCACGUUUUGAGGGUUCUCUCAACAUGGAUUUGAAUGAGAUCGCCAUGAAUCUGGUCCCCUUCCCUCGUUUACAUUACCUAGUGCCCAGCCUCACGCCCCUGUACACACUGGCGGAUGUCAACAUUCCUACUAGAAGAUUGGAUCAGAUGUUCAGCGACGCCUUCAGUAAGGAGCACCAGCUGAUCCGGGCCGACCCAAAGCACAGCCUCUACUUGGCCUGUGCUCUGAUGGUCCGGGGCAACGUGCAGGUGUCUGACCUCCGCAGGAACAUCGAGAGGCUGAGACCAUCACUGCCCUUCGUGUCGUGGAAUCAGGAGGGCUGGAAGACGGGCCUGUGCUCCGUCCCCCCUGUAGGACACACCCACUCCCUGCUGGCGCUGGCCAACAACACCUGUGUGAAGCCCACCUUCAUGGAGCUGAGAGACCGCUUCACAAAGCUCUACAAGAAGAAGGCUCACUUACACCACUAUCUGCACAUAGACGGCAUGGAGCAGAGCGCCUUCUCUGAGGCGCUGUCCUCUCUCAGUGCACUGAUUGAGGAGUAUCAUCAUCUGGACGCCACAAAAGCCCGACUCAUACCGGACGCACCCAGACUCUCCAUUGCCAGAUGAAGAUCCACUCGGACAUUUCACAAAAUCCUUCCCAAUAAAAACACGCGCACCUUUUGUAAUUUUGAUAUAUUUAAUUUAUGAUGUGAAUAAAGUGAAAUUUUCUGUUGGACUUAAAAA